Molecule: messenger RNA, 1092 nt
Organism: Anopheles marshallii
Lineage: Eukaryota; Metazoa; Arthropoda; Insecta; Diptera; Culicidae
Gene: Zip99C
Product: zinc transporter ZIP13 homolog
Exons: 3
Coding region: 1-1092 (363 amino acids)
Biological process (GO): zinc ion transmembrane transport; intracellular zinc ion homeostasis
Cellular component (GO): membrane
Molecular function (GO): zinc ion transmembrane transporter activity
Source: RefSeq, a predicted model, not a curated record
AUGAUGAACAUAACCAACAGCUUUCUGGACGAUACGCUCGUCUAUCUGUACCGGGAGAUUCAUCAGUACGUGCCGGAGUUUAUCGGUUCGUUCGGGUAUGUGCCGUGGGUAUACUCGCUGCUCGGAUCCGCCCUGAUCGGGCUGUCCGGUAUUCUGCCCAUGUUUAUCAUACCGGAUGCGACCAAAAACGGCAAGGAAUCGGAGCUAAGUGAUCCGGCCGAAUCGAAGACACUGAAGAUACUCCUCAGCUUCGCCGUCGGUGGUUUAUUGGGUGACGUGUUCCUACACCUGCUGCCCGAAACGUGGGAACACGAGAUAGCCGCCAGUUCGGCGGCCGAUGGCCACCCCUCAUUGCGCAGCGGUCUGUGGGUGCUGUCCGGUUUGUUGCUAUUUACUAUUGUGGAAAAAAUAUUUUCCGGUUACGCGAACGUCGACGAACAAAAUCCACAACCGAAGUGUGUCGAAAUUGCGACCUGUCUGUUGCGUCGUAGCGGUGGUAAACUCCCGGAAGGGUUCGUCGGUCUUUGCGGUGGCGAUGGGAAAGGUUCGUGUGAUAUUGAGGACGUGCCGAACGGGUGCUUCCUGGCGGGCAACAGUGCAGGCGAAAAGCCACGCGAUGAGGCAGGUCACCGGAAGGUGGCAGGAUACCUGAAUCUACUCGCCAAUUCGAUCGAUAACUUCACGCAUGGGCUGGCGGUGGCUGGGUCAUUCCUGGUUUCGCUACAACAUGGCCUGCUGGCAACAUUUGCCAUUUUGUUGCAUGAAAUUCCUCAUGAGGUGGGUGAUUUUGCGAUCCUGCUGCGGUCCGGUUUUAGCCGCUGGGAUGCCGCCAAGGCUCAGUUACUUACGGCCGGUGCCGGUUUGCUUGGGGCGCUUGUCGCGAUCGGUGGAAGCGGCGCAACCACAGCACUGGAAGCAAAAACCUCCUGGAUCGCACCAUUCACUGCCGGUGGCUUUCUGCACAUUGCACUCGUAACGGUGCUACCGGAUCUGCUGGACGAAUCGAGUCCCUGGGAAUCGUUCAAACAGUUUGCCGCCCUAUUGCUCGGUAUCGGACUGAUGGCGUUUAUGACCGUCUACCUGGAGCACUAG